AUGGAUUUAAUAGAACUAAGAGCUGAAAAAUGCCUAACUACACAACCAUUUAGACCACCCAAAACAGACAACAUUGAUACAGAAAAUGAUAAAAAGGGUACAAUAGUGUAUAAUAAAAUCAAAACCAAAACUGAACUAGCUUCUAUAGAAACUUCUCCAGUAGUACUAUCUCCAUUUUCAAAAGUUUUUGGU
Molecule: messenger RNA, 192 nt
Organism: Dentiscutata erythropus
Lineage: Eukaryota; Fungi; Glomeromycota; Glomeromycetes; Diversisporales; Gigasporaceae
Source: the annotation of a GenBank genome assembly